Messenger RNA from Ictalurus furcatus (blue catfish), 2175 nucleotides. RefSeq names its product FKBP prolyl isomerase 8 (gene fkbp8). Gene Ontology annotation, molecular function: peptidyl-prolyl cis-trans isomerase activity; protein binding. The transcript has 9 exons. The record is from RefSeq and is a predicted model, not a curated record. Lineage: Eukaryota; Metazoa; Chordata; Actinopteri; Siluriformes; Ictaluridae. Bases 213 to 1421 code for a protein of 402 amino acids.
GUGCAAAUCAGGCAGGAAACGCGAGUCGCCUCAAACGCACGCGCAUGCGCGAUAUCCCUGGGAAAGCUGCGCGUGCCUAGUCUCGCGCCUGAGAGCGCGGCGUCUCUGAAGCUGCAGUGAGAGAGUAUAUCCUGCUCGUCUGUGUUGCAGUCAGAGUUGUAGCUGUCAGGUAGAUCAGGGUCUCUGUUUACUUCAGAGCGUGUUAGACUAAGAUGGAAAAUGAAGAUGGGACAAUGGUGAAAAGCCAGGACUCAGUAGAGAAAAGGUUGGGGCGAACGACUUUGUUGGACAGUGGGGAAGAUUUUGAGAUGCUAGAAGAGGUUGAUGAUGGAGUGGAUGAUGAUCUGCCCCCUUUAGAAGAUGCAGGUGGUGGAAAGAAAGAAAGCCUUCAGGCAAAUAAAAUGGUGGAAGAAAUCACAGACCCCAGUCAGCGUCCACCCCAAGAGGAAUGGCUGGAUGUCUUAGGAAAUGGGCAGCUGAGAAAGAAAGUUUUAGAAGCUGGGUCUGGUCCUGACAGUAAACCUCAGAGGGGCCAAAACGUCGCCAUUAAUCUCAAAACCACUCUGAGUGACGGAACUACAGUAGAGGAGUCCAACAUCUCUUUCACUCUUGGUGAUGGUGAUGUCAUUCAGGCAUUGGAUCUCACUGUGCAGCUAAUGGAGAUGGGUGAAAAGGCUCUGAUAGAAGCAAGUGCCAAAUACGCAUACGGUGCACUGGGGAGCAAUUCUACUCCUGUUGUGCCUCCCAAUGCUGACUUGAUUCUGGAGGUGCAUCUCCUGUCUGCUGUUGAUGCUCCUGACCUGGAGCUUCUGCCUCCCUCUGAGAGGAUCAGUUUGGCGAGCAAGAAACGAGAGCAGGGCAAUGUUCACUACCAGCGUGGAGAUUACGCUUUUGCUGUUAACUCCUACGGGAUUGCCCUGCAGAUAACGGAAGCAAGUUCGAAAGUGGACAUCAGCCCUCAGGAAGAAGAGGAGCUGCUGGAUGUAAAGUUGAAAUGCCUAAACAACAUGGCUGCCGCUCAGCUCAAGCUGGACCACUAUGAAGCUGCACUGCGCUCCUGUGUCUCGGUUUUAGCUUAUCAGCCAGACAAUAUCAAAGCUCUGUUUCGUCAGGGCAAGGUACUGGCACUACAAGGAGAGUACGCUGAUGCAAUUAGAAGUUUGAAAAGAGCUUUAAAGUUGGAUCCAAGUAACAAGACCAUCCAUGCAGAGCUGUCGAAGCUGGUGAAGAAACACUCGGAACAGAAGGGUGCUGAGCAGGCUAUGUACAAGAAGAUGCUUGGAAACCCACCUGACAUCAACACUGUACAGAAACCCCUGGCCAAGUCCUCAUGGAGUAUAAGCUGGAAGUGGUUGUUCGGUGCUACUGCUGUUGCUAUUGGAGGUGUAGCCUUGUCAGUGGUCAUUGCUGCUAGGAAUUAAUUUAGUUCAGGAUACUAGCGUAACCUCGAUUUUCGGUACACUAUCGUCCAUUUAUAGUACUUUCUGUUUGCUGUCAGAAUGUAACUUUAUAAAUUAUUAACAAAGUUUGUUUAAAUGCAUGAAAGGUGACUUGAGAAUGUUGAUGUAUGAAGUGAUAAAUUAUUACAUCUAUAAAAUGAGUAAAUUUGCCAUUUUGUUGAGGAAAUGAUCUAGUUUAUCUAAAUGUUGGAACUGUUUAAAGCUUCCAGUGCAAAAUGUAUAUUCUACAUCUAAUCACCUCCUUAGCCUUCCUAUGUUAUGUUUCUGAAUCAGCAAGACUGUUUCUAAUGUAGCCAAUAUGUAUGCUGCUAGCUUUGUAUUCCUACAUGGCUCAAUUCAAUUCAAUGUUUGCUUGUUGCAGUUGUUUCUUCUGUGUUUUAACAAACCAGUCCACUGACUAAUGUUUGGCCUCCUUUGCAUUCAGGAGGGUGUACCUCACCUUUUUAAAAACUCUGACCAAACACUGUAAGGAUUUUACAAAAAGACCAAAUUAAUUGAUUUAGACUUUUAUUGAUUUGACUUAGACUUAUUUUGUGUCUAAAUAUGUAAAUGGUAUUUAUUUUAAAUAUUUCACUAUGUCUAAUUUUCUGAUUAUUGAUUUUAUAAAUGGUUUGGUUACUCAUUUGGUAUUGAAAGUAACAACAUUCCUGAUAACUAAUUAAUAUAUAUUAUAUAAUUUUUUUUUUUUUAAAUAAACUUUUACACUUUCAGUUCA